GGCUGGGCGGGGCGCGAGGGAGCGGGGCGGGCCUCCCGACGGGGCGCGCGGCCGAGCGGCCUCGGGUCAAUGACCGCCUCCCCCCGCCCGGGGGCGAUGAAACCCUUUCCCGGCGUCCGCGCUCCCAGUCCGGCCACAACGAAUCGCCGGCCUGGCAGCGCGGUCGGGACACUCGAUUUCCUCCCCAGAGCCCAGGCCUGAGAACCUCCUUGCGUUAGCACUUGGCACUCUGUCCCAUCCAAGUUCAAGUAACGUGCUUUCUGAGGAGUAAAGAAGGUGAACUAAAAAGGGGAAAAGAGACACAAGAAUGUCAGGCAACAAAGAAAGGAAGAGUCAAGGAGUUCCUGAAGAAGCUCUGGCUAAACAAGACACAUCUUCAUUAACUGAUGCUGUCGAGCAAGUUGCACAGCAACAACAAUCACAAACAUCAGAAAUAGAAAAAAACAAAAAAGUUCUGUUCCAUUUGCAGCAAAAAGGCGUUUGUCUGCAAGCCAGGAAUAGGCCUCUCACCAGUAACCAAAUCUGCUGCACCUCGAUCUUGGACUUCGUAGCCUCCAGAGUUAAUGAACUUCAUGAGCUUAAAACACAAAUAGCAUCUGUCUCUGCAGAAACUAAAGAAACAGAAAGGCAAAUUUAUCAGCAAGAUGCUGCCAUACAGAAUACCAAACUUCAGUGUGGAAACCUGGAAAAUCAAAUCAAAUCCUUACAUACAGAAAAUGUGAAGCUUAAAUUUGACAUAGAGGCAGCACAGGAAGAUUUUGAGGAACAAAUGAUAAGAUAUAAUGAAUACUAUGCAAAAAUAAAAGCACAUAAAGAUAGUUUGAGAGAGGUAGAGAGCAAAUGGUCAUUCAUGACUGAACUCAAUGAGAAACGAGACCUUGUUAAAAAACUAAAGACAAUGAAAGAGGAACUUAUGCAGGAUCUCCAAAAUCCAGAAGGAAACCUGAUGAAACAAGUACAGGAAGACAUUACAAACCUAAAGGAUAAAAUUAUAACUGUAAAAGAAUCCAUCAUUGAAAAAACUAGUUUUCUUGAGGAAGAAAAAAAGACACAUGAAAAAUUAAGAAAGGAAAUAGAGGUACAACAUAAGAGAUACGGUGCAAUUCUUAAGCGUUUGCACUGUCAGGUGAACAAGCUUCAGUCAGAUAGAAGACAAUGGCAAUGGAACAUUCAACAGCUGCAAAAAACUGCAGCUGAACUGAGAAAAUGCAUUGGAACGAAAGAUGAACAUGGCCGUAGGGUAAUGUAGUAUAGGGUAAUGCUGAGCACAGACUAUGCCACAAAAAUUAUGGGAUAGAAAGGUGAGAAAAUCCUUUGGGUCGUAACAACUGACAUCCACUAUCAGAGGGCUCUCUUAAUGACAGAUAUGUUUUCUUUUCUUUGAAUCAGUCAUCUGUUUGCUGAAAUGCCUUCCAACCCGAUAAUUGAUAGCAAUAGAGAGACAAUAGGAAGGCUCACAGAAGAAUAGUGAAAGACUCUGUAUGAAUAUUUUGCCUGUAUAAGAUAUAUUGUACUCAUGAAUGCCUGUUUAUAAACAUGUUGCCUUUACUAGCACAUGAAGCAAAAAUUUAGAAGAAAAGAAGCAUUUGAAUUUACAAUGAUUUAAAUUGUUAAGAUAUUUUAAAUGGUUGUCUGUUUCAAGCUACCUGCUUUUUUACCCCUGGCUUCAAAGCAGUCCAUAAAUGUUGACAUUUAUAAUAAGGUUGUUAUGUGUUCAAGGCUUCAGAUAUUUACUUAGUUUUUCUUUUUUAUCCAGAAGGUAACAAUCAUUUUCUUUGCUGUUGGAUAACAUAUUUUUAGAGUGGAGCAAUGUAUACAAUUUUUUGUUCACUUUUCUGUCUGUAUGUUCUUUCUUACUAUUCUAUAGGUAAAUUGAAUUUAUAACAUCAUGUAAGGCAAACAUACCAGCUCUUAAUGUUAACCAGUGUAGACUAACAUAUAUUUUUUCUCAUUGAAAGUCAUAUACUAUGUCCACAGCAACAAACUUGUGCCUUUUAGAAUAAAAGCACUCCUUCUUGUGGCUCCAUUGCGUCAAAUUUUUAGAAGCAGAAACAAAACAUUAAUUAUUGAAGAUAUGGUUUUUAAAUAUUCACUUUUAGGAUUUAAUGAGUUCAAAGCAAUAACAUCAAAAAAGUAUCUUAGGUAAAUUUUCUCCUCACCUUUCUAUGUGCAUAAGAUUCAGUAAGAGUAUAGCUGACAUAAAACCUGAUAAUCUUGUUUGCCUAAUAUUAGUAGUCCUAUUAGCAAUUUGCAUGGCUUAUUAUGGCUAACACUUCAAGUGGCUUAUGCUGUCACACAAUCAGCAUUGGCCCAUGACUCAGAACUAGGUUAUUUUCUUUCUUUCUGCUUUUUUUUAGGAUUAGGGUUAGGGUUAGAGUUAGUAGAUCACAGACAUAAAUGCAAAAUGCAAAAUUAUAAAACUACUAGAAGAUAACAUAGGAGAAAGCCUAGCUAACCAUCAGUAUGGUGAUAUCUUUUUUAGAUACAACACCGAAGGCACAACCCAUGAAAGAAAUAAUUGGUAAACUAGGCUUCAUUAAAAUUAAAAAUGUCUGCUCUGUAAUAGACACUGUCAAGAGAAUAAGACAAGCUAUAGACUGAAAGAAAAUAUUUGCAAAAGGCAAACCUGAUAAAGAACUGUUAUUCAAAAUAUAAAAUAAACUCUUAAAACUCAACAAUAAGAAAACAAAUAACCAGAUUAAAAAAUGGGCCAGGCUUCCCUGGUGGCGCAGUGGUUGCGCGUCCGCCUGCCGAUGCAGGGGAACCGGGUUCGCGCCCCGGUCUGGGAGGAUCCCACAUGCCGCGGAGCGGCUGGGCCCGUGAGCCAUGGCCGCUGAGCCUGCGCGUCCGGAGCCUGUGCUCCGCAACGGGGG
Physeter macrocephalus (sperm whale) is the source of this 2873-nucleotide messenger RNA. RefSeq names its product coiled-coil domain containing 122 (gene CCDC122). Lineage: Eukaryota; Metazoa; Chordata; Mammalia; Artiodactyla; Physeteridae. The record is from RefSeq and is a predicted model, not a curated record. The transcript has 7 exons. Bases 308 to 1249 code for a protein of 313 amino acids.